AUGGUCGACUCAAGAUUGACCGAAGAAUUCGAGAAGAUGGAUGCUCCACAGCUCCGACGCCUCCUCACUCUGAUGUGCGACAACAAAAGCUUCUCUCUGAAGCAUCGCCGUGGAAAGCUUACUGUCAUGGCUCAGAAAGUAUGCGUUAUAGUCGAAGGGCUUCAUGACUGGAAAUCUGGAUUCUCUAGCUUCGACGAUUGCGAGAAUCAUAAGGAAGGAGAUGAGGAUGAGGAUGAUGAUAAUGGAGCUGAGGUUGAAGAUGUGCCAAGCAAAUCCAAGGACGAGAUGGACCAGCUAGUCAAAUCGAACAAGAGAAAAUACCCUGACUACGAUCCCAUCAUGUUCAAGUGCGAGAACUGCUACAAUCAAUUCAGCAUCUUUGAAAAUCCAUCCAAUGAUUGUUUGUGGCAUCCAGGCCAAAGAACGACAGAUCUUGACGAUGUCUGUUGGGCCGACCAUGACGUGGAGAAGUACGGAGUUGUUGAAGAUCUGAUUGAUGAUCCUGACUUCGAGGAUCGUUGGAUCUGGUCUUGCUGUGGAGAGCUUGGAAGUGAUUGGGGAUGCAAAUGUACAAGACAUAAGAUACUGGAGGAAUUCGAAGAGCUUGAGGACUCAUCCGAAGACUCAUCCGAAGACUCAUCCGGAGACUCAUCUGAAGAAUCGGGAGAGGUCGAAGAGCCGGCUUCCAAGAGGGCCAAAUAUUGUUUGUGA
Messenger RNA from Sclerotinia borealis F-4128, 711 nucleotides. The record is from the annotation of a GenBank genome assembly. NCBI's taxonomy places the organism in Eukaryota, Fungi, Ascomycota, Leotiomycetes, Helotiales, Sclerotiniaceae.